UGGCCCGACCUUAAAGGGGAGGGAACAUAAAGAGACUGGCGUCCUUUAACACGAGCCAGGCUGGUGUCUGCCCCUUUAAGGGCGGGGCGUCCGGACAACUGAAUCCGAGCCCCAGAUUACCCUGAGUUUCCGUCGCCGGCUGCUCGGAAAGGCUCCUUGGUUGGGUCCGGGUGCUCAGCGGCGGCGGCGGCUCAACCCCGCUCGUCCUCCCCGGGCCCGGAGACACCCCCGUUCCAGUCAUGCUGAGCCGAGUAUGGAAGCGGCUGACUAUGAAGUGCUAUCCGUGCGAGAGCAGCUAUUCCACGAGAAGGUCCGCGAGUGCAUCAUCUCAAUACUUCUGUUUGCGGUACUCUACAUCCUCUGCCAUAUCUUCCUGACGCGCUUCAAGAAGCCUGCUGAGUUCACCACAGUGGAUGAUGAAGAUGCCGUAGUCAACAAGAUUGCGCUUGAGCUGUGCACCUUCACCCUGGCGGUUGCCUUGGGUGCUGUCCUGCUCCUGCCCUUCUCCCUCAUCAGCAAUGAGGUGCUGUUCUCACUGCCACGAAACUACUACAUCCAGUGGCUCAAUGGCUCUCUCAUCCAUGGCCUCUGGAACCUCGUUUUUCUCUUCUCCAACCUGUCCCUCAUCUUCCUCAUGCCCUUUGCAUACUUCUUCACUGAGUCUGAGGGCUUUGCUGGCUCCAGAAAGGGUGUCCUGGGCCGGGUCUAUGAGACCGUGGUGAUGUUGAUGCUUCUCACACUGCUGGUGCUGGGAAUGGUGUGGGUGGCAUCUGCCAUUGUGGACAACAAGGCCAGCAGGGAGUCGCUAUAUGACUUGUGGGAGUACUACCUCCCCUAUCUCUACUCCUGCAUCUCUUUCCUUGGCGUCUUGCUGCUCCUGGUGUGCACUCCACUAGGCCUUGCCCGCAUGUUCUCGGUCACUGGGAAGCUGCUGGUCAAGCCCCGGCUACUAGAAGACCUGGAAGAACAGCUGUACUGCUCAGCCUUUGAGGAGGCUGCUCUGACCCGGAGGAUCUGUAAUCCCACCUCCUGCUGGCUGCCUUUGGACAUGGAGCUGCUGCACAGACAAGUCCUGGCCCUGCAGACACAGAGGGUCCUGCUGGAGAAGCGGCAGAAGGCUUCAGCCUGGCAGCGGAACCUGGGCUACCCUCUGGCCAUGCUGUGCUUGCUGGUGCUGACUGGCCUGUCUGUGCUCAUUGUUGCCAUCCACAUCCUGGAGCUCCUCAUCGAUGAGGCUGCCAUGCCACGGGGCAUGCAGGUUGUACUCAUCUUGUAUCCUUCUGGAAACUCAGCAUUGCCUCUGCUUGCCAGAACUGUCUCCUGGGACUCUGGACAGGGCUCCUCUGGGGCUCUUUACUUGAUGGUGUCCUCGGUCGUGGGCUUCUACAGCUCUCCACUCUUCCAGCGCCUGCUGCCCAGAUGGCAUGACACAGCCAUGACUCAGAUAAUCGGGAACUGUGUCUGUCUCCUGGUCCUGAGCUCAGCACUUCCUGUCUUCUCUCGAACUCUAGGGCUCACUCGCUUUGACCUGCUGGGUGACUUUGGACGCUUCAACUGGCUGGGCAAUUUCUACAUUGUGUUCCUCUACAAUGCAGCCUUUGCUGGCCUCACCACGCUCUGUCUGGUGAAGACCUUCACAGCAGCUGUGCGGGCAGAGCUGAUCCAGGCCUUUGGGCUGGACAGGCUGCCGCUGCCUGUUGCUGGUUUCCCUCGGUCAUCUAGGAAGACUCGGCACCAGUGACAUCCAUCUGGGGGCGAAAGGAAAAAACUGGAUGCUGCCAUCUGCUGCCUAGGCCUGGAGGGGAAUCCUGAGGAAUUGGACCUCAGGACCUAGAAUCUGAGAAGAUGAGUGGCAGAGGGGAACUGAGCCAUCUUCACUGUUGCAUAAUCUGAGCCAGAGUUUGGGACCAGGACUUUCUUUUCCAGACUAGCUAUGGCCUCAGCAUGUGAUAGGGCUGGGUGACCUGCGUCUGGCUCUUGGUUCCAAAUCCAUUUACACAUCAAUCUGCCUCACCUCUGUUCUGGGCCUUGCCCGAAGCCGUGUUUACAUGAUUUGAUGUGCAAUAGGGUAGGGUGAGGGUGGGAGGGACUGGGCCAGGGCAGGCUUAAGAGAGGCAGGUUGUCUCCCAUGCUUUGCCCAGCAGAGCCUAAGCACUGUGCUAUCCUGGAGGGGCUUCUGACCAUUGGAGAAACUGAGAGCAUAGGGAGGAGUCUAUCCAUCAGCAAUAAAGUUGAUC
Molecule: messenger RNA, 2237 nt
Organism: Fukomys damarensis (Damara mole-rat)
Lineage: Eukaryota; Metazoa; Chordata; Mammalia; Rodentia; Bathyergidae
Gene: Lmbr1l
Product: limb development membrane protein 1 like
Exons: 17
Coding region: 254-1741 (495 amino acids)
Biological process (GO): signal transduction; receptor-mediated endocytosis
Molecular function (GO): transmembrane signaling receptor activity
Source: RefSeq, a predicted model, not a curated record